AUGGCCAGAGAGUUGGGCAUGUCAAGGGCGGCCACGCCACAGGGCCGCUUGGCCGCCCUCCUGGGCCUCGACCUCCGGGCCGCGGAGGGCGCCGACGCGGUGAUUUUGCGUGGCAUGCGCCUGGCUGCGAUGUACCGCGUCCAUUGCCAUUGCCGGCACGGGCAGCUCCGCCGUGGGCGGGCAGCAGCGGAGGCGCUGCGCCAGGCUUGCCGCGAGGUCGGUGCGACGGGCGGCUCGCGCCGCAGGCGGCUGCUGCUGUCCCUGCUGCUGCGGCUGCUCUGGAGGAUGCCCGCCCAUCCUCGCUUCCGGGGGAUGCCGGUCCAUCUUCGCGUGGCGCGGCUGACUUAG
Molecule: messenger RNA, 348 nt
Organism: Prorocentrum cordatum
Lineage: Eukaryota; Dinophyceae; Prorocentrales; Prorocentraceae
Source: the annotation of a GenBank genome assembly